Messenger RNA from Suillus fuscotomentosus, 3780 nucleotides. Its product is annotated as BAR-domain-containing protein. The record is from RefSeq and is a predicted model, not a curated record. NCBI's taxonomy places the organism in Eukaryota, Fungi, Basidiomycota, Agaricomycetes, Boletales, Suillaceae. Bases 50 to 3409 code for a protein of 1119 amino acids. Gene Ontology annotation, cellular component: cytoplasm; nucleus; SWI/SNF complex. Gene Ontology annotation, biological process: regulation of transcription by RNA polymerase II. The transcript is spliced from 14 exons. Gene Ontology annotation, molecular function: protein binding.
AUUACCGUACUACUGUGCUACAUGGGCCGCUAGAUCAUCAUCUAUCAAUAUGGACGGGGUGAAAGCUGCUAAGAGACGCAAAAUCACAGAUAAAUCCGUCCCAAAUGCUCUUGCGCAGCUUCCAGAGUUCGCUGAGGACUCACACAUGUACCAAAGCUUGCUAGAGAUGGAAAAGAGGCUCGACUGGACAAUGAACCGGAAAAAAGUGGAAGUGCAAGAUGCAUUGGCGCGCAAUCCGACUGUAGUUUCACAUGCCUGCAAUAUACGAUUGGUACUAACAGAUUAUCAGACUGCACGUACACUGCGGCUAUUCUUGAGCCAUACGGUCUCUGGGCAGCUGUGGCAAACUGGCGAAGCUGGUGCCGAGGGCGUAAACUUUGAGACGGGGCAGGGAAUUCCAGCCUGGUCUCUGAAGGUUGAAGGGCGACUAUUAGAGCUUCCCAAUCAACGUGCGCGGGACAGGGUUUCUCCUCGAAAAUUCUCCACUCUCAUCAAACGAAUGAUCGUUGAGCUUGACCGUGACCCAACUUUGUAUCCAGAUGGGAAUGUCAUCGAGUGGCCUCGGGGUCCGACUAUUCAGCAGCCUCUCGAUGGGUUUACCGUAAGGCGAACUGGGGACCAGCCGACGAAAGUGCGCCUCAUAGUAUAUCUCGAGCAGACACCAGAGCAGUACAAAGUGGCAUCAGACCUGGGCAACGUCUUGGGAAUCAAAGAGGAGAGUCGCAUUGGCAUAAUUCAGGCCAUGUGGAACUAUAUCAAAAUACAUGGCCUGCAAGACAAAACAGAUCGCCGAAGAAUACGCGCUGACGAUUAUCUGAGACCGAUCUUUGGCGGAGAAGGCAUUAUGUUCCACCAGCUGCCAGAGCUAGUCAAUCGAUAUUUGAUGCCUCCAGACCCUGUAGUUAUCUAUUACACCAUUAACCCAGCACAGAUACCCCCAGAGCGCCCUUCUGCAUGGGAUAUCGAAGUCAAGAUGGAGGACACGAGUUUGAAGAACCGCAUUAUGGUGACAGUACAAUCAAGUAAAGACAGCACGUCCGACCUCACCAAGUUGGAUGAUGAAAUUGCGCUGCUAUCACAAUCACUACAUAACUCGCACACGAAGCGGCAAUUCCUUCAAAGUUUCGCCAGAGACCCAGCUAAUUUCAUACAAACGUGGUUGGCAUCGCAGUCUCGCGACUUGGAAAGUGUGCUCGGGAGUGGACCGAGUGAAGGUGCCACUAUUCGCGCGGAGGAGUUGCGUAGGAGUGAUUUCUUCAGGCUACCUUGGGUUGAGGAAGCUGUUGCUGUUCAUGAAGGGUUGCGUCUGGCAUCUCGAGACUACAAUAGCUCUAAGCGCCCACGUUGGGCAUUACGACGGCACACCUUUCUCAUUCUCACUGUCAUGGCCAGUAAACAGGCAAGUCUUUUAUUAAUUGCUUUUGAGCUAGUCAUGAAGUGGGCUGGUGAGAAAAUAUCCUCGCGAGAUAAGACUAUCGUCGCGGAAGAGUUCAAGGACAUUGAGCAGGACAUCGAGCUCCGAAAAGAAGGGAUUCAGAAGCUGCAGGCAGCUGCGGAAGAUUACCAGCAUGUACUUUCCAAAAAGAAGGAAUCAACCGUUAUACAAGAGGCAGAGAAACUCAUGCCGCUUGAUGCACUGGGAAUCGUAAUGAUAUCACAUGGUGAAGAAUUUGGAGACGAAUCUGCUUUCGGGACAUCACUGGUGAAGUUGGGUAGAGCUCAUUGCAAGGUUGCCACUCUGCAGGAGGCGUUCGCCCUUACUUUUCAGGACACCUUCAUCACUUCCUGCCAGAACUUCGUUCAAGACAUAAAGGACUACGAACACCAGCGGAAGAAGUUGGAGAGUAGGAGGCUGAGCUAUGACGCCGCUAUCACUAAAUUUGAUAAGAUCAAAGGCAGCAAAAAGGAAAAAGAAAAGGAAAGGCGAGAAGCUGAGGAUGAGCUACAACGUAGCCGUCUGCGCUACGAAGAAACUGCUGAAGAUGUGCGCUCCCGAAUGCAGGCUAUUCAGGAAAACGAGAUACAACAACUUCGAGAAUUAACUUCGUUUCUGGAUCUCAAGCUCAAUUUCGCCAAGCAGUACUAUGAAGUGUUGCAGGAUGUGAAAGCAAACUGGUGUGACGAGUCUACUCUGGCAAAGUUUGAGACUCAACGAAAGAGCUUUCACCCUCCUGUCUUCUCACGCGCCACAGAUGAUGGCAGAUUUCAGUCUGUAUCCAAGGGGUCCAUGAUUUCCCAUGCGUCUGGUGCAGUAGCUUCCUCCAACGGUUCCGACGAGCAUACUUCGUCCCCUAUUUCUACCCGCCGGAAGUCAGACGCAGGGAACAAGACCAUCUCACGACCGUCGUCGCGGGCAUCUCGUAAACGCUCCGAUAGCAGUGUUACACGGAAACGUUCUGACAGUGAGGCUACAUCUGGUGCCCCCGAGACUCCGAAGGCAGACAUCUCGGGUAAGAAGAUGAACAUUACUGGUUGGGCAUCGAGCGCCAUGAGCUCGAUGACGGGAAGAGGGAAAAAAGACAGAGAUAACUUUGCAGCCCUCACAAACGGGGACGACCCUGAGACAGAUAUCACCGACUUUUCCCGUCCUCCAAGCUCUCGGUCCUUUUCUCGGAAAUCACCCAGUUCCAAGGCGAAAGAACUACUUAAUGGGUCCCCCAAAACGGCGACCCAAAUCAUGAAGCCGCCUUCCCAAUAUGCACAAAAGCUUGUUCGGGCGUUACACGACUUUACAGGUUCUUCCGAUGAGCUCACCUUCAAAGCCGGCGACGAAAUUAUCGUUAUCCAAGAAGUCCUGGAUGAGUGGUGGCUUGGCGUUUUGUCAAACGGUCGGAAGGGGCUGUUCCCCUCUACAUAUACGGAAACCAUUUCAUUGUCACCAUCAUCUUAUCGAGUCUCGGCGCAGUCAUCUGAAGACGACUUGCACUAUACUGCUGCGAGCGAGGAUAGCGAAGACGAUGUCAGUUACCUUCUUGGAAGUCGUGUUAUGGACACGAGUCAUAUAUCUGCGAGGUUUGGACAUGGUUUCGAUACAGAGAGUGUCACUAGUACCGUUCCUGAGGAUGAGGAAGAGUCAAGGUUGGUGACGGCAAAAAUUGAUGAAGAAGAUGUGUACUAUAACCCGCGUCACGCAUCUCCACAACUGCUUCCACCUUCCAUCUCAAGCAGCCGACCUACCUCUGAGUCUAGCUUUGCAAUCAAGCGCGCUCCCCCACCUCUUCCGUCACGUCGACUGACUAACACAGCUGCUCCCCCGCUACCUAGCCGCACCUCUAUCAAGCCCCAGUCACAAUUUAAUAGUCCCCGUCCUCUGACAUCGGCAUAUCUGACACCAUCGCCUUCUGCGAGCAGUGUGCAAGGACCAAACGUGUCACCUUUUGAUAGCCUCUUGGACGUGUCUUCCACUUGAAGCUUGCGAAGCAGUUGCUCCGAUUCUGCGCUGGUCUUGGAUUAUCUGUAUUCGGUGGAUCGACAAGUAAUUUAGCUGUCGUUUUGCUAAAUCAUUGAUUGUUAAUGUGACUACUGACACUACGUCUACCGUGUCGAGGGGGAUUCGUCGGAUAGGCGAGCUCGGGGCCCUCUAGGUCAAGUUCGACUUUUAUUUGUUUGUUGUAUGCAUUCUUCGACACGAGCUCUCGGACAGACAUCUCCGUCAGUAUUAACUAAAACUACUAUAAUCGUUUGGUACGAACAAUUCAUGUUCAUCAGGAUGCUCGACUACUGAAUCUGUCGAUUACUUAUAAUUAGACAUGUAUGUGACUUGUGACAAUAUUAAUCGCA